AUGGGGUCGAGAUGGGCGGUUGAUUCGGAUCCGAUUGUUUUUACGUCGUCUGCUGGGAAGCCGCGGGGAACUGGGGUGGUGGGGUCUGUUCAGAAGGAGAAUACGAUUACGAUUGACAGUGACGACGACCAUGGAAACGAUACUGGGAAGGGCCAGGAUAAGGGCAAAGGCAGAAGACGAGGUGACGAGAUAGAAGACUUCAGUGACCAGCUCUUCAGCCGGAUGUCGGAUAUGGAUGAAUUGAUGGAGAUUGCUGAGCGGCCGAAACCCACUGCUUCAUUUUCAAAUCGGACGGCGAGUUUGCUGGCUCGUCUCGAGGAAAGGACGAGUAGUGCAGGUGCAGGAACAACAAAAAAGACUACGGCUCGCUCGCGAAAGGGAAAGACAACUACUGUGGAGGAACAUGUGGACAUAAACGUGGACGACCUCGAACCACCACAACCCAAAUGCAAAACCACCAAACCAACACAAGACAAAGAAGGCAAAGCCCGCUCUCGCGAAGCAAACAAGGCAGCACGAGAACGUGAGCGCGAGGCUGAAAAAGAACGCAAAGCCAGAACCAAAGAAGAAAAAGCCAAGGAAAAGCAAUUGGCCGCGGACCUGGCGCAGGUGAACAAGUCCAAGGUUGACAAGAAGGAAUCAACGCCAGAGAUGAUUGUCGACUUUGAUAAGUCGCUGGAGGGGUCUAGCGUGGGCAACCAAGCUGUCGAAUUCAUGAAUCGGCUGGGCGUUGAGUAUACAUUUUCCGAGAACUCGAUCCGGGGCCUUGUCAAAUGGCGACGGAAGGUCCAAGCCACAUACAAUGAAGCCCUAGGAUACUGGGAACCGUGCCCCCUACGCAUCGAACCAGAAAAACACAUCCUAUGCCUCCUACCAGCCCAAGAAUUCGUGGUCAUGGUAACAGCCCCCGAAACCUCCCCCUCCACUCUACAAAACCACGUCCUACAUCUCAAACAAACCCACCCCGACGCCAAACCAAUCUACCUCCUCGAAGGCCUAACAGCCCACAUGCGCAAGAACCAAAACGCCCGCAACCGCGCCUACCAAGCCGAAGUCCGCCGCCAACUCGACCCCUCUACCACCACCACCUCGCGCCGCAAAAACCAACCAGAGCCACCAUCAGUAGACGACGACACCAUCGAAGACGCCCUCCUAUCCCUGCAAAUCCACCACAACGCCCUAAUCCACCACACCUCCGCACCCCCCGAAUCAGCCGAAUGGCUAAAGACCUUCACAGAACAUAUCUCCACAAUCCCCUAUCGACUGGAACUCAUGCAGGGCAAUGACUCUGCGUUCUGUAUGGAUGUCGGACAGGUGAAGACGGGGGAGGAUCGGAGGGAUACUUUUGUGAAGAUGUUGCAGGAGGUUAAUCGGGUGACGGCGAGUAUGGCGUAUGGGGUUGUCGAGAGGUAUCCGAGCGUGGGGGAUUUGGUGGGGGGGUUUAAAGAUAAGGAUGGGGGGGUUGGGUUGUUGGAGGAUGUUAAGAAAUCGGCGAAUAAAAACGGUGCCCUGACGGAUUCGAGAAUUGGACCGGCGGUUAGUAGGCGGUUGUAUAAGGUGUUUAUGGGGCUUGAUCCGGCUUCUACUGAGAUUUAA
Aspergillus glaucus CBS 516.65 is the source of this 1596-nucleotide messenger RNA. RefSeq lists its product as uncharacterized. Gene Ontology annotation, cellular component: nucleus; Holliday junction resolvase complex. The record is from RefSeq and is a predicted model, not a curated record. NCBI's taxonomy places the organism in Eukaryota, Fungi, Ascomycota, Eurotiomycetes, Eurotiales, Aspergillaceae. The transcript has 2 exons. Gene Ontology annotation, molecular function: nuclease activity; DNA binding. Bases 1 to 1596 code for a protein of 531 amino acids. Gene Ontology annotation, biological process: mitotic intra-S DNA damage checkpoint signaling; replication fork processing; resolution of meiotic recombination intermediates.